AAAAAUAUCUGUACAAAUAUAACAGUAGUAUCUAAAGCCAUAUUUUUCCACAGUGUAGUCAAUUAAGCGAGUAUUAUUUGCCAUAAAAAGAACACACAAAUUACCGCUAAAGUUAGCAAAGAAAUGCAAAUGUAAUAUACGUUUUUUUUUUUUUAGAAUUCGCCACCUCAAGUGCGAAAAGCAAAUUGAAAAUUAACCGUAGCAACAACAAACGCAAUCAACAAUAAAGUCAAUUGUGUAUAUUAUUUUUAACUAGCUAACACGCGACAAGUACAUAGUGUGUUGGAUACGUGAAUAAAACGGACAGCUACAACAACAACAACACAAAAUCACAUAUUCACAGUGUAGCGAUCAAAGUGCAAAUAUAGUAACUAGUAUACUACAUAAAUAUAAAAAUUAUUUAAACAAACAAGCAUAUGUGUAUAAAUAAAACCCGCAAUAAUGUCAAAAAAAUAUCAGCGACUGCUCGAUCAGACUGCUGCCGGCGUCGAAGAUACCGGUGAAACAGUUGAAGGCGGCAUUAUGUCGGCAACAACAACAACAACAAACGUAAACGCUCAAACUGCCGCUGAGAACCUGCAAACUAUACUUUUCACUGAUAGCAGCCGUGAGUCUAGCAGCAGCGGCAGCAGCAGCAGCAACACAACUCGGGUGAGUGGGAGUGGGAGUGGCGGCGCAGGCAACGACAACGGCAACGGCAACCACCACGGGUCAGCGAUGCGUCACAACAGACAUGUUCAUGUAAGCGGCAACAGCCAUCACAACAAGAGCACCAGCGGCAGUAGCAGCAGCAACAACAAUAGUCGAAACAAUAGCAGCAGUGCGAGCAGCAGUUGGGAAUACAGCCCAUUCGACAGCAUCAGUACAAAUAACAUAAAUGAGGCAACGACAUCAGCAGACAUGUCAACUGUAGCAACAGCAACAGCAACAAAAGCGACGACGACGACGAAUCUGAUUGCUGCUGGGUUAAAAUCGUCGUCAACAUCGCUUUUGUUAGAUGCCUUUGAUGCGGAUGACACAACGAUGGAGGUACCAUUGCUUGGCGGAAAUAACAAUAGUGAUUACCAUGACCAUGGCAAUUAUCAAUUUAGCGCAGCUUCCGGUGCCACUGCCAUGGCUGCUGACGACGCCGCCUCCGCUUGCCAUUGCCAAUUGCCCGGAUUUAGUGCAAAUCUGCGUACAAAAUCCACACAAGAUGCAAAAUUAAAAAUUUUAUUAGCAAUUGCGCUAUGUUGUGUUUUCAUGAUUGUUGAAUUCCUUGGCGGUUAUAUGGCCGGAAGUUUGGCUAUCAUGACAGAUGCAGCCCACUUGGCGUCCGAUUGCAUUAGUUUUGUGAUUGGAUUGGUGGCAAUUUGGCUGGGCGGACGACCGCCUGAUGGUCGCAUGUCCUUUGGCUAUAAACGUAUGGAGGUGAUGGGUGCUCUAGCAUCAAUAUUAGGUAUUUGGAUACUAACCGCAACACUAAUUAUUGUGGCCAUGGAACGAUUAUACUCCAAUGACUUUGAUUUGAAUGCCAACACAAUGAUGGUUAUAUCGGGCAUUGGAAUUUUAAUUAAUAUCGUCAUGGUUUUUGUUCUACAUGGCUCCACGUUGGCACACGGCGCUGCUCACGGCCAUAGUCAUGCACAUGCACACUCGCAUCCACAUAGUCAUGCAGUGGCGAACGACGGUGCUUUGUUGCAAAUGAAUGGUUCCUACGAAUUGAAAUACGCAAAAAAAUGUGAUACCGCAGAAAAUCUUAAUCUGCGCGCUGCUAUGAUUCACGUCAUUGGCGAUUUGGUGCAAAGUGUUGGCGUUUUUCUCGCAUCGAUAUUAAUACAAAUUUAUCCAAACGCUAAGUUUGCCGAUCCUCUUUGUACAGUUUUGUUCUCCGUAAUCGUAUUCAUGACCACUGUGCGUUUAUUCCGCGAAUCGGUUGGAAUUUUGUUGGAUGCUGUGCCCUCGUCGAUAUCAUUAAAUAAACUCGAGAUGGAUUUAAUCAGUAUUGAUGGUGUUAAAAAUGUACAUCAUCUAAAUGUGUGGAGUCACACAAACAACCACAGUGUCAUGAUGGCGCACUUGGUCAUUGAUUUUCUUUCGGACAGCAAUAUUGUAUUGCAACGAGCUACACAAAUAGCCUGCGGCCCCAAGUACGAUAUCAAACAUUGCACCAUACAAAUAGAACGCUUGACUUCAUAAGAUAUGCUAUUUCCACCAACAAGUACACAAGCAAACCAACUAAACCAACAUGCAUGCUUGGAUAAACCUCUAAACUUUAGCAAAUGAAAUUAAAACUACUAAUUAAAUCAGUAAGUUUAUGAUUUUUACCGCCAAAGACUGACGCAGCGACCGAAUUGACCGUUCGAUGCCUUGCCAAAGCCAUUAAUGCAACUACAUGGAGGAUGAAAUUUAAUCCGCCCAAGCAAAAAUACUGACGAGUGCGGAGGAGGAUGAGUGUGGAUGAAGCAAAUCAGAAAAAGGCUUACAUUCAUACUUAAAUAAGUAUGGGCACAUGUGAUGCAGAGCAGCCGGUAUACAUAUGUGAAAACCAUAGCAGAGAUGAAGGAUGCUGAUGGUGUGCCGUGCGGCAGCUUGCUAUUUUACUCAAUUCAACCCAGAGUCUAUUACAAGCAAUUGACAAUGUCAUUGAAUACUGUUCGCUAAUUGAUCGUAAAAUUUAUUACCUCUACAACAAGACGCGCAUUACUACGCGGCACAUUAGGGUGGUCCGAAAAAAAA
Molecule: messenger RNA, 2718 nt
Organism: Rhagoletis pomonella (apple maggot)
Lineage: Eukaryota; Metazoa; Arthropoda; Insecta; Diptera; Tephritidae
Gene: ZnT41F
Product: zinc transporter 2
Exons: 9
Coding region: 442-2178 (578 amino acids)
Biological process (GO): zinc ion transmembrane transport; response to zinc ion
Cellular component (GO): plasma membrane
Molecular function (GO): zinc ion transmembrane transporter activity
Source: RefSeq, a predicted model, not a curated record